AUGUUUCUCCAAAAAACUGGUCAACGUCUUCCAUUUCAACAACCGGAAGUCGACAUUCCCCAAGGUGUACCAUGGAGUGAAAUCGAUCGACGUAAUCGUUCCGUUCUCUGUUCCCAAAAUGGGAAAGAUCCUUCGGAAACAAAAGAUAAUCUCUCGUCAUUGAAUUACCAACGAUCAACUCAACCAAACCACACAUUUGACUUCGAUUCUUAUGGAAACUAUCGUCGUUGUCGACGUUAUUCGCUCGAAAAUAUCGACUAUGCUUUAGAUAAUUCUUCAUUCCAUUUUCAAACACUCGGUGAUUACAAACGAAGGUCAAUCAAUUCUAUCACUACUGAUUUAUCAUCGACUGUACUGCUACAUGGAAAUAGUAUCGUCAAAUCCAAUAAAGCAGAUAUUUUGAAUCUACUUGAUCAGCGAUCGUCAACGAACAUAAAUCCAAAAACAUUUGUUAAUCAAUACGGAGUUGUGAUCAGUGAAGAUGGACCGUUUUGGCCUUGUGAUUAUCGUAUUCUUCAUCCUACACCUAAAUUGAAUACACGUGAAGUGACACCAAAAGAAGAAUUCUAUUCAUCAGUCGAUGAGUCAUCUUUGAAAAGUACGAAAGGUCACCAAACAUUCGAUAAUCAACCGGCGGGUCAAAAAUACACCGACCCAUUCAAGCAUGCAGUUGUUGUGUAUGAAAUUGAUAAAACUCCACGAAAGCAAGAAGCAAAGCCGUUAGAUAACGAAACCAUGUGUCCAACGUUGAUAUUCGAAUCACGAUUCGAAGGUGGAAAUUUGCAACAAGCCAAGCGCGUAGGUCAAUUUGAGUAUGAACUUGUUCUUCAGCCGGAUCUCUACACUCGACGACAUAUACAAUGGUAUUACUUUCGUGUUCAGAAUAUGAUUGCCAAUAUUACUUAUCGUUUUCGAAUUAUUAAUUUAAUGAAGAAAAGUAGUCUGUACAAUGAAGGAAUGAAAAUCUUACUUUUCUCCGAAUUGGCCAAGAAAAGAGAAUCGCAAGGUUGGCACCGUGUUGGUCAUCAUAUAAACUAUAGUGAAUACAAACCGCGUUCUUACAAUUCUCUACUCGAUCGUGAUAUAAACUAUUUCGAACUUGAUUUUCAACUUGAAUUCUUCUACACGGGUGAUACGUGUUACAUAUCUCAUUGUUAUCCGUACACAUUCACCGAUCUCAAAGAUGAUUUAGAUUAUUUAUCUUCUACUCGACCCCGUGAAAUCUUUCGUCGUGAUGUUCUCUGUGAAUCUCAAGCAGGAAAUUCCUGUUUCAUCGUCACUGUUACCGAUGAAUCUGUGCCAGUCAAACAGAAAAAAUUUGUUUUAAUCACUGCUCGAAUCCAUCCAGGCGAAACUAAUUCUAGUUAUAUGAUGCGUGGUUUACUUGAAUUCAUCACAUCCGAUGAUGAAAUCGCUAAACGAUUACGUUCACAAUUGGUAUUCAAAAUCGUUCCAAUGCUGAAUCCUGACGGCGUAAUCGUUGGUAAUUAUCGAUGUUCAUUAACAGGAAAAGAUAUGAAUCGUAAUUUUCGUCAUCCACAUAAACAAAGUUUUCCGACUAUUUAUCACAUUAAACAACUAGUGCAAACCUUACAAAAAGAACGACGUGAAAUUUUGGCCUUUUGCGAUCUGCAUGGCCAUAGUCGAAAAUCGAAUGUGUUCGCGUACGGUUGUGAUGGAUGUGACGGACCACAGCCUGAUAUGAAAAACUUUCUAAGCGCACGUGUCCUUCCGUUUAUCAUGUCGAAAAUAGCGCCGGAAAUGUUUGCAUUUGAUGAUUGUAAAUUCCAUAUUCAUCGAUGUAAAGAGUCAACGGGACGUGUAGUAAUGUGGAGAGAAAUGUUAAUCAAAAAUAGUUUUACACUUGAAGCAUCUUUUGGUGGAUCAAGUAUUGUAGAUAAACCAUCACACUUUAAUAUCCAAGAUUACGAAAAGUUCGGUCAAUGUAUAUGCGAAUCACUGAGACAAUAUUUAGACAUACUUUCAGAUUCAGCACGAAUGGAUACUAUCUUUAUGGAUAUUACAAAAUGUGUUCUUCAAAAAUUAGAAAAAGAGAAGAUUCCACCGGCUCUGUUGUCUCUUAUUUAUCCCGUAGAGAAACAAGAAGGUGAAUCAAUUGUGUCCAUGACAUCGGUAUCGGAUUGUUUACAAGCAUUGAAACAAUGUCAUCGUACGAUCUAUGAACAAGAUGCAUCAAGUUCGAGUGACUCAGACAGCGACCCGGAGGGUGGUGAACUCCCCGAAGUAUCAUACAGAAAAGGCCGUGGAAGCGACGAUGCAGCAGCAAAUGGCACGGACAUCGAACGCAUGAGAACAAGACGAGUGGAUGACGAGACGAGCGGAGUUGCACCAAAGAAACAAUCUAGAAAAAAACGAACAGAAAAAGCCAUUGAAGAACGUGUUCAAAAACUAGCCCGCAAACGAGAGAUUCAACAAAGUCAACCUCUCAAAACAACAUUUGUAUCGACUCAUGAAGAUAUUGAUGGUACUUCAUAUGAGCCUCUACGUCGAAAUCGUAUAUCUUACCCAUCAAUGGCAUCGGAAACCGAGACAUGUUCGCAAAUAAAACUUACACUCUCUGUUGAUCAGAUGGACAAAGCUACUCGAGCAUUGCCACCACGAGGCACCUUAUUUGUUAGCAAAUAUGCAAAUCGAAGUGGACAUGGUCAACCAAUUUUUAGUACGGAACGUGCUUUAGAACGAAAACAAAAAAAACUCAAUGCAGUGUUACAAGAAUUUCAGACGAAUGAAUAUGAUGCAGAUACCGAACAAAAUGUGUAUUCCAUACCUGAACAUUCCCAAUUGGAAAUAUCCAGUAUUGCCGAUCAAAAUACGUCGUUAACGCAUGGUAUUGGGAAACGAACAACUUCAUUGGCUUCUCUAACCCUCAAUGAUUUUCUACCAUCACUACCUGAUCAACCAAUUUCCACCAUUAGUGGUACCUAUGUUUCCCAGCCGACUAUAUCUAAGAAUUUACCGGUGCGUCGAUUGCGUACCGAACGUCGUCCACAACUAUCAAAUAGAACGAUUUCUUCCAAUGACAUAAGUCAAUUGUCACAUGUGUUGGAAAUCACAACACCCAUAACACCACAAUUGAAUCUUUCCUCGUCGAUCAAUGCUAUUGAUACAUCAGUAACAGAUUCAUCGAAUCGAUACUCUUAUGAAACUCAAAUGGAUUCCAAUGGUAUUAAUCAUUAUCGUUUACAAGCUGUACUGGAUAAUGUUCAUUCUUCAUUACCAAAAAGCGAUGCACCUGUGAUACGUAGUAACGCCAAUGCGGGCGUAAAAAUGCCAUCGGUAUUCAAUAGCGUCACCCAACACAAAAGAGUUUCGAAACCCAGAUCAUAUGUUUAUUCUACUCAACAACUUCUUGCACCAAUCGAACCUACAGCACGAGAACUAUCAGCUAGUAUUCUACAUGAAAAUACACAUCAGUUAAAUCCGAUGGAACGUUUUAGUCAAAUUGUUCAGCAACUUCAUGUACCAGCCGAGAAAAGUAAACGAGUAUGA
Messenger RNA from Adineta ricciae, 3510 nucleotides. Lineage: Eukaryota; Metazoa; Rotifera; Eurotatoria; Adinetida; Adinetidae. The record is from the annotation of a GenBank genome assembly.